AUGCCAUCAUCAUUUAUUCGAAAACACGUUCGUGGUCUUCUUAGGAAUAAGUUUGGGCCAUCAACAAGUUUGGAUAAUGAGAAUCAGGAUGAACCAACAACGCCACGUGGAGAUAACAACUCAGAACUUCAACACUUUCUGGGUGGAAUCGAUCUUCGAAGACAUGAAUUUCCAGAAGUUUAUUCUGGAAAAACUGGUCUAGAUCUACCUGCAAUUCAGCUGGAAACUCUCGAUUCAGAAGUAUUCGGAUCGUAUACAGGUCCAGAAGGAGGGCUCACAGAAGUCGGUGAAGUAAGACAGGGACAUCAAAUGGCUCGAAUGGCAAAUAUCGAUGAUGAAAUGUCCUUAUCAAUUGAUGGAACAACAGAUGAAGAAGCUGAAGAUGAAGAAGAUUUAGAUGCUCCAAUUUCGAUGAACUUAAAGAAAAGUUCGAGACAUUCUUUACUCCUUGGAUCAUGUUCUUCAAUUCUCGGUCCAAAUGGAGAACAUCAUGAUUUCAGUGCAGGUCGUCCAUCAGCUGAUGAUUAUGAUUGGAGUGCAUUUGACGAACAAGGAGCAUUUGGAAUGAGUGUUUCAUUGUAUGAAAAGAAUCCAAUAAGUGGAAUUAACGCUGGUGAACCAAUUGCUGACGUUUGGGGAGUUGUUGGAAGAAAUAAUAAUGGAGUUCUGGCAUUGGCUGAUGGUGUUAACUGGGGAGAAGGUGCAAGACUGGCAGCAAGAUGUGCGAUUAGAGGAGCGAUUGAUCAUAUGAACACAAGAGUUAUCAAAGAUUCAUUAUCUGAUACCACAGAAGUAUUUCAUGAAAUGCUCGCUGCAUUCCAUUCAGCUCAUUCUCUAAUUCUUCAAGAAGGAGGAAUGCUCACAACACUCUGUCUGGCUCUUGUGGCUCCAGUUAAACGUGGAAAUGGAUGGGCUCUAUGUGUAUGUAAUGUUGGAGAUUCACUCUGUUUUGUCUAUAAUCGUCAUUACGGUGUACGAGAAGUGACACUUGGAAGUCAUGAUAUAGAUCAAAUGAGAGAUAUGAGAGAUGCUGGAGGAGCACUUGGACCUGUUGAUGGACGCAAUCCACAGCUUCAUAAUUUGACAUGUUCAAUGACUUUUGUAGAAGAAGGAGACGUUGUAUUCAUCACUUCUGAUGGUGUUUCCGACAAUUUCGAUCCUGUCGUUGGCAAAUUCUGUGUCAUUAAGAAAACUGAGCAUGAAAACAAAGAAAAUUCACAUCUUCCUCCAAGAGACGAUCGAACAAUUGACGUCGCUACACGUGGAGGAGAGAAAAAUUCAGAAUAUGCCAGAAACCGCCCGUGUGCAGCUUCUCUCCCGUGUGUAGAUGCUGCUAAACGGCACGAGUUAAUGUUGGUUCGAAUGAGAGAUGUGAUUGGAAAUGGAUUCGGAAACGAAACUCCGAGAGGGCCUGCAUCUGAAUAUCAAUAUCCACCAGUUACUGCAUCAACACUUUGUCAUCGUUUGAUUCAUUUUGCCACCCAACUUUCAACAGCAAAACGCCGUGUAUUGGAGAAUCCUGAGUUGUACAAACGAGAAAGGAUGACAAAAGCAGAACAAAGAACAAGGCGGAAAAUGGUUCGAGAGAAAAUUGCUGAUAUGCCCGGAAAACUAGAUCAUGCAUCAGUAGUUGCCUAUCAUGUGUCUCGUCGAGGAUCGGAGAAGGAACCAUCAACACCUCCAGCAGGUCUUCAACAGUCUCAAACUGACAAAUCUCAAUUGAUAUCUUCCACAUCAAUUAGCUCGUCAGAAGCAAUGGAUACGGAACCAACAAUUGCAUUAAAACUUGAGAAAACAUUUGCUCGUGUUGCAUCUGCUCAAUGUGUGGAACAUCUCGUAGAAGAGUCACGAGGAACUGAAAUAGUUGAAGUGGAAAUUCAAGAACCACUUCCGCCUCCGUCUCCAAUGAAAUAUAAACCAGAGCAGCUUAUUCUUCAUGAUUUAGUUGAUAAACCAGUCAAAGAGAAGAAUAAUAACACUCCAAUUGCUAGAAACGAACUGGAAAAUCGACCAGUUAGCCCUUAUGAACAACUUCCAAUAAGUUCCCGAGAUGCUGGUAAACGCAGAAAGAAGCAUGGAAGAGGGUCAAUUGGUCGGCACACUUUAGGCGUUGAUGUCCAGUGGCUCAAAAAACUUGUAACGAAAAAAGAAGAACAAAAAACUACAGAUGAUAUUAGAGGUGAUGUAAGUCUGAGUUCUGCAAACACGGAUCGUACAACUCUCCGUCAACGUAUCAGAAGCAUGUUGGGUUCGAAUCGGACACUUUCCAACACUGAACAAUCUACUGUGAAAAUCUCAAUGAAAGCAACUAAUGUCUAA
Molecule: messenger RNA, 2319 nt
Organism: Caenorhabditis remanei
Lineage: Eukaryota; Metazoa; Nematoda; Chromadorea; Rhabditida; Rhabditidae
Exons: 6
Coding region: 1-2319 (772 amino acids)
Source: RefSeq, a predicted model, not a curated record